AUGCCCUGCUUCAAAGGGCUCGCCGUUAGUAUACACACUCCGGACGGACCGCUACCUGAGUACUCGAUCCAGCGCCAGUCCCGAGCCUCGCGUAUCACAUCUUACAUCCCCGUACCGCCGCCUAAGAUCCCGGAUACAGCUGGUGGAAAACCGGAGCAGUCUACUUUUGCCAUCUCCAUCACCCUAUUGAAUCCGGGGCAAGAUGUGCCGUACUCGGCUGGAAAGCCGACGCCUGAUAACCCCCACCCCAAGCCCAAAGUCGUCGGUGGCCUCCCGGGACAGACGGAGCAGCGCGGUCUCUAUACCAGCACGGUUGCGCCGUAUCAAGCUUUGACCAAUUCUCCGAACGAAACCGUCGCCGCUUACAUCUACUUCGACGGCCGACAGAAGGAGGAGGUCGCUACCCUGCUUCGGCGGGGGGAGGAGACCUGGGUGAACUCGCGAUGGGUCAGCGUUCCAGAGUCGGAGGGCGGUGGACUUGCAGAGCGAGAGUUUCUUUUCCGCGAGGUCGGACUGGAAAGAUGGCUUAAUGGUUUGGAUUUGGAGGGCAAUAAGGACGCGGCAGCGAAGAUCGAACGGAGACGCCAGAAAAUGGAGAAACGCAGGGCCAAACGCGCAUUAGAUGGCAACAACGAUCUGGAUAUGGACGAUAAGAAGCGCGAUAAGGGUGUUAUGCGAUAUGGCAAUGAUACCAGGUCGCCGUUGGAGGAUGUUUCCGACGAUGAUGUUUCGCUCGCAAGUUCCGACGAUGACCCAGUUCCGGAAUCUACGGGCCAGAUCAAGGUCGCUCUCUUCCGUGUUCUAGCUUCGGGAGAAAUCAAACGAGGAGAAUACUCGCCCCAAUUCGAUGCUCAUGACGAUGACGAGGAUGGCCAGGGAGGUCAGGGCGGUGGUGACGAGGAUAUCGACCACACUACUAGUUUUGCGAAGCCCAAAACACUCGACCCGAAGUCGAUCAGCACGCAGACAGUCACUGGGAUUGACCCGUCUGACAAGCCAUAUGCGAUCUUCACCUUUAUGUACCGGGGAGAACGACAACUACAGAAAAUGGGCAUCUUGAAAGACUCCAAAUCGCAAGAGACCCCUGGUUCAGCCAAACGCCGAUCGCAGCAGCUUGAUUUCGCUAACCUUGGCCCGCUAAAACCUGGAGGAACAGUGGGUUUUCUGAAUUUCCGGGACAACACUGAAGGGCGACGGAAGAGCAAGAAGGACAAAGGGGUGGUGGACGACGAUGAUAUGGACAGUGAUGACGAUGAAGACGACCGGAUACUCAACCAGGCAGACGAGGAAGAAGACAAGGAAGAUGACCAACACCUCUCCCCGGAUGAUAUUAGACGACAGGGCGAGCUGGCAGAGGGCUUGCGACAGAUCAAGCUUAAACGCCAACACUCGGCCGCGUCGCUUGCCGGCAGCUCUCGUCGGGAUACGGCAAGUCCCAAGACAACCGGAGCCACUCCGACAUCAACGAACACUUCCACAACUCCUCCGGCGGCGACAGCAACCUCGGCGCCCACGACCACCGGGACAUUGGAAGGGCAGUCGACGAAUACGUUGAACGGCGAGGAAUUCCUUGGCAGCCCGCUUAAGAAGCAGCGUCCCAGUGUCUCGCAAGCAGACGAAUCUUUACUUCGACAAAGGAUGGGAUCAGGACUCUCGCAACAAAUAAGCGAUGUGUUAGGCAGCGGUGCUCAGAGCGGCAGUGUCACAAAUAACUCAAAGCCUCCACUCGGCCCUAGUCAUGAUGAAUCUCUACAAUCUCCCAAAACGAUGAAUCCACCUGACAGUGUGGACGAGGAGCUUUAG
Messenger RNA from Aspergillus nidulans FGSC A4, 1803 nucleotides. RefSeq lists its product as uncharacterized. The record is from RefSeq and is a predicted model, not a curated record. The transcript is spliced from 3 exons. NCBI's taxonomy places the organism in Eukaryota, Fungi, Ascomycota, Eurotiomycetes, Eurotiales, Aspergillaceae. The coding region runs from base 1 to 1803 and encodes 600 amino acids.